This is a messenger RNA of Oncorhynchus gorbuscha (pink salmon), 1167 nucleotides long. RefSeq names its product secretory carrier membrane protein 2, like (gene scamp2l). The coding region runs from base 143 to 1141 and encodes 332 amino acids. Gene Ontology annotation, cellular component: trans-Golgi network membrane; recycling endosome membrane. Gene Ontology annotation, biological process: protein transport. The transcript is spliced from 9 exons. The record is from RefSeq and is a predicted model, not a curated record. Lineage: Eukaryota; Metazoa; Chordata; Actinopteri; Salmoniformes; Salmonidae.
CGCAGUGUGCGUAUCCUGCUACGCAUGCGCACUGAGCACUGUCUAACAGCACCAUCAACAGACUGGGGAACAAGCAGCCAGAAGAGAGGCACAAGCUGGCGUUUUGUUUACCUCCAAAAGAAGAAGAUAACAUUUUCUCAACAUGUCUGGAUUUGACGAGAACCCAUUUGUAGAUGCAGUGGAUGUCAAUCCUUUCCAGGAUGCCUCAGUCACACGAAUCACCAGCGGUGGGAUUGAAACCGUUGAGGAAUUCAACCCAUUCUCAGCCAGUGCUAUGGGCACCCACACUGGGACCACCAUCCCUAUCUCUGCUGCCUCCUCCCAACCAGCUGUCCUACAGGCUUCUGCUGUGGGGCCCACCCCACAAGCUACUGCGGCUGCUGCCCAGGCUAACCUUCUCAGGCAACAGGAGGAGCUGGAGAAGAAAGCUGCUGAACUGGAUCGGAAAGAGCAGGAGCUCCAGAACAGGCCUGGAGGCCACAUUACAAAAGAAAACAACUGGCCGCCACUUCCCAAGUUUUCCCCCAUAAAGCCUUGUUUCUACCAGGACUUCAACGAAGACAUCCCUGAAGAGUACCAGAAGAUAUGCAAGAGGAUGUACUACCUUUGGAUGUUUCACAGUAUCACACUCUUCCUGAACCUUCUGGCCUGCCUGGCCUACUUCACUGCCGAUCCAAACGCGGGGGUGGACUUUGGUCUGUCCAUCCUCUGGUUCGUCCUCUUCACCCCCGUCUCUUUCGUCUGUUGGUACAGGCCAGUGUACAAAGCCUUCAGGUCGGACAGUUCCUUCAGCUUCUUCUUCUUCUUCUUUGUUUUCUUCUUCCAAGUGUCUGUCUACAUCAUCCAGUGUGUGGGGAUCCCCAAGUGGGGGAACAGUGGAUGGAUUUCGUCCAUCACCAUGAUAAGAAGCAACAUGGCUGUAGCUGUGGUGAUGAUGGUUGUGGCCGGUUGCUUCACUGUGAACGCUGUCCUCGCCAUCAUCCUACUCAAAAUGGUCCACUCCAACUAUCGUCGGACGGGGGCCAACUUCACCAAGGCCCAGCAGGAGUUCUCUUCGGGGGUCCUCACCAACCAGACCUUUCAGAGCGCCGCGGCCAGCGCCGCCUCCUCAGCCGCCCAGGGGGCCUUCCAAGGACGCUAGUGAUCCUAAAGCCACAGGGCCAGGUU